Messenger RNA from Mucor mucedo, 1326 nucleotides. Its product is annotated as histidyl-tRNA synthetase. NCBI's taxonomy places the organism in Eukaryota, Fungi, Mucoromycota, Mucoromycetes, Mucorales, Mucoraceae. Gene Ontology annotation, biological process: histidyl-tRNA aminoacylation; mitochondrial translation. The record is from RefSeq and is a predicted model, not a curated record. Gene Ontology annotation, cellular component: mitochondrion; cytoplasm. The transcript has a single exon. Bases 1 to 1326 code for a protein of 441 amino acids. Gene Ontology annotation, molecular function: histidine-tRNA ligase activity; ATP binding.
AUGACUGUUCGCAACUCUUUAUUCAGCACCAUUACAAAUAUCUUUGAACGCCAUGGGGCAGUGACGAUCGACACCCCCGUUUUCGAGAUGCGAGAUAUUUUAUCGGGUAAAUAUGGCGAGGACAGCAAACUGAUUUACGAUUUGGCGGAUCAAGGAGGUGAAGCUUGUUCUUUACGUUAUGAUUUGACGGUACCCUUUGCCAGAUACCUAGCCAUGCAAGGUAAAAAAGAUGCACAACAAAUGAAGCGAUAUCAAGUAGCCAAAGUGUAUCGACGUGACCAACCCAUCAUGACCAAGGGACGAUUACGAGAAUUCUUUCAAUGUGAUUUCGAUAUUGCCGGUGUCUAUGAUCCCAUGAUCCCUGACGCUGAAGUCCUCAAGAUUUUAUGUGAUGCUUUGGAUGCCGUCCACAUUGAUUUCAAAAUUAAGCUCAAUCAUCGUCAAAUCUUGGAUGCUAUCUUUCAAGUAUCCGGUGUAUCACCAGAGAACAUUCGGAGUAUUUCAUCAGCAGUAGACAAGCUGGAUAAGAUAUCUUGGUCGGAGGUCAAGAAGGAGAUGAUGGUGGAAAAGGGCUUGGAUGAAUCCACAGCCGAUAAGAUUGGUGUCUAUGUGGAGGGAUUGAAAGGAAAGGAUACCAACAGUUUAUUAGAUUAUUUACAAAAGGAUCAAGCCUUCAUGGCGAAUCCAUCAGCAGUAAAAGGUGUGAACGAUGUGAAAUUACUGUUGGAGUUCCUUGACAUUUUUCAGGUCAAGGAUCGUGUUCAUUUAGAUUUAAGUUUAGCGCGUGGAUUGGAUUAUUAUACAGGUAUUAUUUACGAAGCCGUACAAACAGAAUCACAGGGAGUAGGAUCCAUAGCUGCUGGAGGUCGCUAUGAUGAUUUAGUUGGCAUGUUCUCGGGUACCAACAAAAAGGGGCAACCCAAGACGAUCCCAUGUGUUGGUGUCUCCAUUGGUGUAGAACGUGUCUUUUCGAUUUUGAUGGCACGACAAAACAUGGAAAAGAUCAAGAGCAAUGCUACGCAAGUGUAUAUUGUUUCCGUAGGAGACGGCUUAUUACAGGAGCGAAUGGCACUUGUGAAUGAAUUAUGGAAAGCAGGAAUUAAAGCUUCGUUUAUGCAAAAGAAUAAACCAAAGCUUGAGAAACAAUGGGCUGCUUGCGAAAAGGAUCAAAUUCCUUUUGCUGUCAUUGUGGGUAAAGAUGAACUGGAUCAGUCCCAAGUGCGUAUCAAAGAUAUGAGAAUCAAGGAUGCAACACAAGGUGGAGGAACCACGGUUCAUCGUAAAGACAUGAUUGAAACAUUAAAAAAUAAAAUUGCAAUGUUAUAA